AUGACUGUGACAGUCCCAGAAUUCCAUGUCAUCAUCAUCGGAGCCGGCGCAACCGGCCUCCUCCUCGCCCAGGGCCUAAAAAAUUCCGGCAUCGCAUAUACCAUCUACGAACAGCAGGAUGAGGAGACCUACGCCCGCCGGGCCGGACAAUGGACCAUGGCCGUUCACUCUGCCCUGCCGUAUCUCGAGUCGAUCCUCCCUCCUGUCCUCCGCGCAAAACUGAACUCCACGACCACGAAUCCCUGGUCCGAGCCAGAUCCUGCCAUUGCGGCUGCUAUCCCGUUUGUGAAUGGUGCCACUGGCGAGUUGAUGGCGAAGAUCCCGAUGCCGAGUCCGAAGCGCGUUAUCCGGGGGAAGCUGCGUGAUCUGUUAAGGACGGGUGUGGAGGUUAGAUUCGGGAUGAGGUUGACCGACAUCCGGGUUGAAGAUGAUGGGGUUGUUGCUGUUUUCAAUGGGGAGGUGGUCAAGGGGAGUGUGCUUGUUGGAGCGGACGGAUCGCGGAGUGUGGUGCGAGGGCAACUCGUCGAUGCCGAGGUUGCGGCAUUGCAAAAGCCGAACAUCAUGGUUUUGAAUGCCUUCCCCACGUUCACCAGAGAGCAAGCCCUCUUCAUCCAUGCGAAAUCCCACCCAAUCGUGCAGCUCGCUCCCCAUCCACACCAGAAGACAAGUAUCUUCUCCAACGGUACGUCCUCAUUCCCUGCCAAGAGCGCAACUGACAAGCUAGUGGCCAACGUGGUCGACCCUGCUCGGCCGGAAACCUGGGUGUUUCACUAUUGCCUCUCGAUCUGGACGGCCGAGGAACCCCCAGAAAACGUCGAGGCGCGCCGCGCCCUGUUCAAACACUACAUGGGCCAAUACUGCGAACCCUACAAGUCGGCCGGCGAAUGGUUGAAUCAGGAUACACCAAUACUAGCCGAAAAGUUCCACUACUGGAAAAACAUAACACGGUGGGAUAAUUUCGGCGGAAAGGUCACCUUGGCGGGUGAUGCGGCGCAUCCGAUGGUCCCUUUCACCGCGCAGGGGUUGAAUACCGCCCUUGAAGACGUGAAGCACUUCCUUGAUGCCAUUGUCAAGGUUGUAUACCACGGCGCGGAUCUCCAGACGGAGAUGGAUGCCUACGAUGAGUCGGCAUAUACGCGUGGCAAGCGGGAUAUAGACUUGUCGACGGAGCAGAUGUACGCGUAUCAUCACUGGGAGGAGAUAAUGACCAGUCCGUUGAUGAAAGGAGGAUACGGUGCCCAAGCCAUAGUUCCACCAUCAAUUAAUUAA
Messenger RNA from Aspergillus viridinutans, 1269 nucleotides. RefSeq names its product FAD-dependent oxidoreductase. Gene Ontology annotation, molecular function: FAD binding. The transcript is spliced from 7 exons. Lineage: Eukaryota; Fungi; Ascomycota; Eurotiomycetes; Eurotiales; Aspergillaceae. Bases 1 to 1269 code for a protein of 422 amino acids. The record is from RefSeq and is a predicted model, not a curated record.